AUGGCUACUUUAGAAGAAUUAGAUGCGCAACAGUUACCAGGAGAUGAUGAAUUGGAUCAAGAGAUCCUAGGGUUGUCGACACAAGAGUUACAGACUAGAAGCAGACUUUUGGAUAAUGAAGUACGCAUAUUCAGAUCUGAAUUACAACGAUUAGGUCAUGAAAACAAUGUCAUGUUGGAAAAAAUCAAAGAUAAUAAGGAAAAGAUUAAGAACAACAGGCAGUUGCCCUAUUUAGUGGCUAACAUUGUGGAAAUUAUGGAUAUGGAUGAAUUAGACGAUAAAGAGAACAGCGAAGCUGUCACACAAACUGGGAAUUUAAAUUUAGAUAAUGCUGCUGAAGGUAAAGCUGCCGUGGUGAAGACGUCUUCUAGACAAACUGUUUUUCUACCAAUGGUUGGACUUGUAGAUCCUGACAAGUUAAAACCUAACGACUUAGUGGGUGUUAACAAGGAUUCUUAUUUAAUCCUGGAGACCCUACCAUCUGAAUUUGACUCUCGUGUAAAGGCGAUGGAAGUUGAUGAGAAACCAACAGAAACUUAUUCCGAUGUUGGUGGAUUAGAUAAGCAAAUUGAAGAAUUAGUGGAAGCUAUUGUGCUCCCCAUGAAACGUGCAGAUAAAUUUACAGAUAUGGGUAUUAGAGCACCUAAAGGUGCUUUGAUGUAUGGUCCUCCAGGUACUGGUAAGACUUUACUUGCUCGUGCGUGUGCGGCUCAAACAAAUGCAACUUUCUUAAAGUUAGCGGCUCCUCAAUUAGUUCAAAUGUUCAUCGGUGAAGGUGCCAAGCUGGUCCGUGACGCCUUUGCCCUUGCAAAGGAAAAGGCUCCUUCCAUUAUUUUCAUCGAUGAAUUGGAUGCUAUAGGUACCAAGAGAUUCGAUUCUGAAAAAUCCGGUGACAGAGAAGUCCAAAGAACUAUGUUGGAAUUACUUAACCAGUUAGAUGGGUUUGGAUCUGAUGACCGUGUUAAGGUGGUUGCAGCUACUAACAGAGUCGAUGUUCUUGAUCCUGCUUUGUUAAGAUCUGGUAGAUUGGAUAGAAAGAUUGAAUUCCCAAUUCCCUCAGAAGAUUCAAGAGCUCAAAUUUUACAAAUUCAUUCCAGAAAGAUGGCCACAGAUGAUGACAUAAAUUGGCAAGAAUUAGCAAGAUCAACAGACGAAUUUAACGGUGCUCAAUUGAAAGCCGUAUCGGUAGAAGCAGGUAUGAUUGCAUUGAGAAAUGGUCAAUCAUCUGUGAAACAUGAAGAUUUUGUGGAAGGUAUUGGUGAAGUACAGGCAAGAAAAUCUAAGUCAGUUUCCUUCUAUGCAUGA
This is a messenger RNA of Zygosaccharomyces rouxii, 1305 nucleotides long. RefSeq names its product proteasome regulatory particle base subunit RPT5 (gene RPT5). NCBI's taxonomy places the organism in Eukaryota, Fungi, Ascomycota, Saccharomycetes, Saccharomycetales, Saccharomycetaceae. Gene Ontology annotation, molecular function: ATP binding; ATP hydrolysis activity; proteasome-activating activity. Gene Ontology annotation, cellular component: proteasome regulatory particle, base subcomplex. The record is from RefSeq and is a predicted model, not a curated record. The transcript has a single exon. Gene Ontology annotation, biological process: proteasome-mediated ubiquitin-dependent protein catabolic process. The coding region runs from base 1 to 1305 and encodes 434 amino acids.